UUUCAGCUUAUGACUAAUCUCAUAAUGUUCCAUUACGAAGAAGUAUAGCAUUCAUUGUUCACUAUGUCAUCACAAGGUGGACAGCGGGCAUUUGCUUCGAAACGAAAUAAGAUGACUGCAGCUGAUGUACGUCGACAUAUUAUGAUGGGAAGUUUGUUACUGCAUCCGCAAAAUGCCAUGCAAAUGGAUGCAACGGACAGUAGUCCUCAAACUAUCAAUUUAAUUGAGAUAGCUGAAUCGCUGGAUGUGGAAGACAUCUUAUCGCAACGAAAAAGCAACUCUUCCGUGAAUGAACAUAUUGCCACUAACAGUAAUUUGAGAAGGAUGGCAGAGUUUCCGGCUGAUGAUAUCGAAGUACGUUUGGUAUACCGAGAUCAGCUUACGGUCGAAUCACCGAUUCCAUCAAAUCUUUCAGGUGUCGAUCCACUGGUAAAAGAUAUUAUACAAACAUACAAUGAUAGUUUUUCGCUAGUACAGCGAAAGUAUGUGCAAUAUUCAAGCGGUGAAGCAUAUAUUCGAUUACUAAUGGAACGGCCGAUUAUUGCUCAAACUACACCAAAACAAAUUUUUGAAGUUGAUUCGGACCGACCUAUCGGGCGAAGUGUUAGCACAGUAGGCGAGGAUCAGAUCGCAAAACGUGACUCAUUCGGUUCACACUAUUCGUCCGAUUCAAUGUGUACUGUUGGUUCGUCAUCCGGUGGAACGAAUCGUGAUGAUACCUUGCGUGCACCUCAUCAACUUCAUUCUUCUGCUAGUGAUCCCACAGUGCCAGGUGUGAUGCAGCGUAUUUCAAAUACACAACUUGAUCAAAUUAAUGAAGCCCGAAGACGAGCCCAUCGACAAAAUGCAUUGAUUAACUUACUUCCGCCUCAACCCGAAACUGAUGUAAUUGAACGUCGAAGCGCAGCGCCAUUCCCGGUUGAGCAUACGGGUCAGAAACUUUUCAUCAAAGUUUUGAAGUUACAGCUUGAACCUUCGUUCGAACCUGUUUUCGGUACCAUAGUGCUUUAUGAUUUGAAGGGAAAGCGAAAAAUAUCGGAAAAUUUCUAUUUUGAUGUAAAUGAUGAUUUGCUCCAAGCAAUGAUUUCGCAACACGCUGAUUGUGUGGAUGAGGCAAGCAAAUGUACACAAGCGGUUUUCAGUAUAAGUCAACCACUGAAUGAUAUAUUUAUUGUCAUCAAGCUGGAAAAAGUGUUACAACCAUGCGAAGUAGCAGAUGCAUGUGAGCCGUAUCUGAAAGAAGAUAAAAACAAGGAACGGUUGAUGCAAACGGCACAGCACUAUUGUGAACGACUUGGUGCUUUUCGAAUGCCACUUGGUUGGUUUGCCAUUGACCUGAAUCAAAUCCUUAAUGGAUCACACCGUCCGGAUAAAACGGAAGCAUUAACGGCAAUGAUUGCGAGCUCUGUUGCUGGACAGGAUGUAACACCAGCUUCACCAACUACAUUGUUCGAUGUAGAAAGUAUUAUCAGUAUGGAUCGAAUAUCGAAUUCAACAUCCGGAACAUUUCGUCGCGUGGGUAGCGGAACUUCAUCCGGUGCUGUUUUUGUGGGUGCACAGCAACCCCAAAAAAGUCGUACACCAUUGCAAAAACGUAAAAUUUUUGGAGGCCUUCAUUUGACUAUCUCGCAAAGUGAUACAACUGCAGUGGGAUCAGGUCUCGAAACUGACUCACUACUGAGAGAUGGCGGUUCCCCGUUGACUUCUUUAAAUGCUUUACAACCUUUGCUGCUCAGUUUAAAUUCGUUCUUUAGACAGGAAGCAGAACGUUUGACUGAUGAGGAUCUGUGCAAAAUGCUUGCGGAUUGUCGAAAAGGUGGUUCCAAGUUAGCUAGGCUGAAGACAUUUCCAAUCACAUUCAAAAUGGAAUUGUCAGGUGGAUGUGGCGAGUCUUUAAUGAGGAACUUGCUUUACGUUUAUCCUCGAUCAGUAAAUUUAUCCAGUCGCUCUGGCCCAUCACGUAACAUUGCCAUACAUGUGGAACUGAUGAAUGCCCAGGAAAAACCUGUUUAUGCUAUAUUUGGUAAAUCGAGUGGGCCAAACAUUACUUUUUCUGCUGAUACUGCAGUUUCCUAUCAUAACAAAACACCAAGUUUCUACGAUGAAAUAAAAGUCAAUUUGCCGGUUGAUUUAAAUGAUGGCCAUCACAUACUAUUCACUUUUUUCCACAUUACUUGUAAGCCAAAUAAAGUUGGCGAUGAAGUAAAAAUACCCAUAGGGUAUUCAUGGAUUCCACUGCUGAAAGAUGGACGAUUGCAAACUGGUGAAUUUACUUUGCCGAUUGCAUUAGAACAGUUACCGCAAAGUUACGGGUAUCUUUCACCGGAUGUUAAUUUACCGAAUGUUAGAUGGCUGGAAGGACACAAACCGCUUUUUGAUGUUAAACUUGAGGCUGUUACAACAGUUCAUACACAGGACUCUCAUUUGGACAGAUUUCUGGCUGCGUAUCAAUCGUUAAUUGUAAACGAUAAAAAGAAUCCACCGGUAUCGGAAGUCGAUUUAAAGGAUGCAAUAAGAAGUGUCAUAAAAGCUCGCCCGGAACCAAUGGUUGCUUUCCUUUAUGUUAUACUGGAUAAGUUGUUGGCUCUAAUUGCAAAUCCUCCAUAUACCGUAUCUGUGUCAGCUGUAUGCUUUGAAGUGCUUGGACAACUUGUCAAAAUAUGUACCGUUCUCUUGAAUAGCUUCCGCGAUGCCCAUGGUCGUAGUUCACUCCUCACCACAUAUAUACAUUACCACAAAAUUGCCCUUAGAGAAACUCCAAUCGUACAACUAAAGAGCAGUAAGACGGAGGCGAAAUCGGAAGGUACUCUACCUACUUCACCAGAAAGCAAGCAUUUGCUCGAUAUUAUUAAAGAAUUUGAACGAACAAAUUACAUGAAGGCAUCUGUUGAAGGUGACCGUGAACCGAAAGAAUCGAAAAAGGUGAUGCACGAAGAAUUAGCAUUGCAGUGGGUAAUCAGUGGUGGUGCAGCUCGAGAAAUGGCUUUUCUUAAUUCCUGGUUCUUCCUUGAACUUAUGAUUAAAUCAAUGGCAGAACAUUUAUCUCUUUCAAAUCGUUUGUAUUUGCCGCGCAAGCUUCGCUUUAGUGAAGCUUUUAUCCAAGAUUUGAAUGCCCUUUCUCAGGCUGUUGUCAGCGAGGUGGUCCAAAGAACUUCGAAAGAUCCAAGACAGUCGCAAUCAAUCAGUAUUUCUUGGGCAUAUUUCUUGCGUGAUUGUUUUUCAUUGAUGGAUCGAACUUUUGUGAUGACAUUGGUCAGAGAGUUUAACCGCGAAAUCGCUGCUAAAAUAGGAAACUCCGCCGAAUCAUGCAUGGUCCCGACCCUCAUGCUAAUUAAGUUGGACUUUUUGCGUAUUAUUGCUUCUCAUGAGCAUUUCGUUGUGUUGAACUUGCCAUUUGGUUCUGGUAACAUACAGGGUAUGUCAACAAGCCAUUCCGGUGGAUCAUUUCAUUCAGCAGCAUCGGCAUUUUCAUCUAGUUCGGAAGGUAGCGCCAAUUUAACUGCAUCGUUGCGUCAUUCUUCACAUAUCCAACUUCCUAGUCCAGGAAAUUCAAAUAUCACUGACAGUCAAGCAUAUGAAUCACAUGGUCCAGUUGGAUCAGCAGAGUUAACUGUUGAGUUUCGUUCGCGGCAUUUUCUAAUUGGGCUUGCCCUAGCUGACCUGGCUUCUGUUCUUGAGACUUCAAACACUCUGCUUCAAUCACGUGCUAUAAGCCUUAUUCGUAAUUUGCUGAGCACCCAUGAAUUGGAUGCUCGUCUUCUUGAUAACACGGUGAAAGCGCGAGUGGCAUCCUUAUAUUUACCAAUGAUCGGCAUUGUUCUGGAUGCAUCAGCUCAAUUGCAUGACCCUUACUCGAAAUCUUCUAGUGCUAACUAUGAGAUUUCCACAUCCGUUUCUAGUGGUUACGCAACAGAAAUAGACAACAGUCCAUUUAUCAACGAUAAAGUUAUGCUUGCAAUUGGUGGGGUGAAUUUUUCGCCACCUUGCUCACCACGGACCGAACGAAGACAUAUUGGUUUAAUGCGACCAUCACUUUCAUUGGAAAAUACACGUCAGCUGUUAGCAUGUUUUUGUUGGGCGCUGAAAAAUAUGGAGCGGUCAUAUUUGCGUCAAUGGAUUCGCGAUUUAUCAUCCAACCGAAUUUUACAGUUUCUCAAUGUUUUACAGCUUGCUGUUUCAUGCUUCGAAUUCAGAUCAUCUCUUUUCUGUUCUGAUCAAGGUACCACUGAGAUUACAGAAGAAGUAAAGGAUGAAGGUAGUAAUAUCGAAGGUUUGUCGGUCAAAGAGGUUAGCCGGAAAAAAUUACGCUGUGCAGCCGAUCCUGAAAGUGGUGUUCGAUGGCGUAAAGAAACCAAAGAUUCACAAGGGAAAGAUUCUUGGAAAAGUUGCACUGGUAGUAGUGGUGGACAGUCAACUGAUGAACCUAUCCCAAGUGAUGAAGAUCUUACGCUUGAAGCGACACUUUGCACCGAGAUACCAUUAAUAGUGCUGGAUACGUUAGAAUUAAUUAUACGUGUGGUUUCGGUUCUUGGUUCUGAUUAUCUCUUUUAUGUGUUACCUUCCGUAUUAAAAGUAUUGAUGCACAUUCUUGCAUGCAACCAGUCUGUGCAAACUUUGGAAAAUGUAUUUGCAAGUCAGCGUGCAAUAGUUACGAAGUAUCCAGAUUUAUUGUUUGAACAGGAGACUGAACAAUGCGGUGAAUUAUGCCUUCAUCUACUAAGACAUUGUGCAUCCCGGUUGCCAGCUGUUCGUUCGCAGGCUGCAGCAUCGUUAUACCUGUUGAUGAGGCAGAGUUUCGAAUCAGGAGCAAGUUUUUCAAAAGUUAAGAUGCAAAUUACGAUGUCAUUGAGUACUUUGGUUUCCACGGGCACCAAACAUGGUGACUGGAUAAAUGAAGAUUGUUUACGUCACAGUUUAAAAACUGUGCUAACAUAUUCAGAAACGGACGCUUCCGUUGAUUCGCAGCUGCGCAACACUACUUUUUCAGAGCAGGUAAAAGAUCUUGUUUUCAAUUUGCAUAUGAUAUUGUCGGACACAGUGAAAAUGAAGGAAUACACAAAUGAUUUUGAAAUGCUAAUCGAUCUCAUGUAUCGUGUCGCGAAAGGAUAUCAGAACAAUCCAGAUCUUAGGUUGACGUGGUUGAUAAAUAUGGCAAAUAAGCAUUCAGCCCGGGAUAAUGCAGCGGAAGCCGCACAAUGUAUGUUACAUGCAGCCGCUUUAGCUGCUGAAUAUAUUUCGAUGCGUGAGUAUGAUGUGUAUGUGCCUAAAGGUGCUGCUGCUUUCGAAGCCAUAAGUGAUAAUAUUCUCGAAGAAAGUGCUGUUUCAGAUGAUGUUAUUAGUCCUGAUGAAGAAGGUAUUUGUGAAAGUCGUCAUUUUACACAAAAUGGUUUAGUACAUUUGGUAGAGAAAACGGCGCAGUUUAUGGAGAAAGCUCAAAUGUAUGAAUCAAUGGUACAACUCUACAAGGUAAUAACACCAAUUUUGGAAGAAAAUCGUGAUUAUCGGCAUUUGGCACAAGUACAUAGUUGUCUGAGUCAAGCGCUUUCUCGUAUCGAACCAACUAUACCGCUGGUUGAAGACAUUGCUGAUGCGUGGUUUUCACCUUUACCAAGUGCCGACAAACGUUGUUUCGGUACCUAUUUUCGGGUAGGUUUUUAUGGCAGUCGUUUUGGUGAUUUGGACGGUGUCGAAUUCAUCUAUAAAGAGCCGGCAAUUACGAAAUUGUCCGAAAUUAGCCAUCGUUUGGAUGCAUUUUACACAGAUCGUUUUGGAAAAGGAGUUGUGGAAGUUAUUAAAGAUUCAAAUAUUGUUGAUCGAAAUCGUUUGGAUUCUACCAAAGCCUAUUUGCAAAUCACAUAUGUAGAACCGUAUUUGGAGAGUUGGGAACGGCGUCGUCGUCCCACUCAUUUCGAGAGAAAUCACAAGUUAUAUCGAUUUGUCUAUGCGACACCGUUUACGAAAGAUGGUCGGGCCCAUGGUGAUUUGAAGGAUCAGUACAAAAGACGAACUGUGCUAGCCACGCAAUAUUGUUUUCCAUACGUAAAAACACGCCUUCAAGUGGUGAGUCGCGAACAAAUAAUUUUGACGCCAAUUGAAGUUGCAAUUGAAGAUGUCCAAAAACGAACUCGUGAAUUAGCUGCUGCUACUGCGCAAGAUCCACCAGAUGCUAAAAUGCUUCAAAUGGUACUGCAAGGUUGCAUUGGUACCACUGUCAACCAAGGUCCUAUAGAAGUUGCCAACGUAUUCCUUACAAAUAUGGUUUUGGAUGAACGUGGCAAACCGAUGGAUAAAUUCCAGAAUAAGCUUCGCUUAUGUUUCAAAGAUUUCUCGAAGAAAUGUGCUGAUGCUCUUCAGAAGAACAGAAAACUUAUUCAGGCUGAUCAGCAGGCUUAUCAGAAUGAACUGCAGAAAAAUUAUAUCGAAUUUACAAAACGAAUGGCACCGAUUGUUGGCAUCCGUAAAAGUAAGUGUUCUGAAGCACAUACUCUAAAAGCUGUACAUGCAGCUGCUGUUGCUGCUGAAAUUGGGCCGGUUACUGCAGUGUGAUAAAAAUGAAGCAACUUUAGUUAUUUUGCUUCCUUUCGUUGUUUUUUUUUCUUUGUUAAUUUGAAGAAGUAAAUUACAUAGGAAACGAUAAAUUACAUUACAUUUCUUCCAGUUUUUUGUACGUCAUUUAUGAGUCAUUUCUUCUUUGUCGUCCAUCUCUUUCGAUUCUCUUUACUGAUCCUAGUAGUGUCACAGUGCUCACUUUAUUCAACUAUUAUCAUUUACUACUUUAUCAC
Molecule: messenger RNA, 6782 nt
Organism: Loa loa (African eye worm)
Lineage: Eukaryota; Metazoa; Nematoda; Chromadorea; Rhabditida; Onchocercidae
Exons: 43
Coding region: 64-6546 (2160 amino acids)
Biological process (GO): small GTPase-mediated signal transduction; positive regulation of GTPase activity
Molecular function (GO): guanyl-nucleotide exchange factor activity
Source: RefSeq, a predicted model, not a curated record